AAUAAUCCAUAAUGAACAUAAUCAUUAUUUAAUAGUUUAAAAUGAGCUCCACCUAUUCAACUACAAAUGUGAAAUACUAGUUUACAUUAGUGCACGAGUGACAAUAGUUAGUCACAGAGAACAUGUUUCUACUUUUAAUUAUUAAAGUACAUUUUUUAUUUUAUACUUAAAUAUUUAAAGUUAAUAUUUGUAAUGCAGUACUUCAACAGUGUGGUUUUAGUCAUUUGAACACACACUCAGACUCUGCAGGACAAUGACUCAGUGUCUGGUGUGUGUUUAUUAAAAGUGACUUGACAGUAAAUCAAGUGAACGUCGUCAGAAUAAUGAGAGCUUCCUGACAAAUAUAAAAAAUAAUUAUUAACAGAACAAUAAGUCAACUAUAAUGUUAAAACUCUCAGGUAUUAUUGACUUCAUCAUGCGGUGGCCUUCGUCAUUAGACCCCUCUCGGAUCACAACCCAACACUAACAUUAACAUUUACAGUGAAUGGUGAAAUGCAAAACGGAGUACACGUUAAUGCAGAAGUAAUAAUAAUGAAGGAACAACAUACAGUGUGUCAGAGUGAAACAUUGACAGGUACAUGGGCGGGGGGCAGUAUAGUAAAUCAUCUCAUGAAAGCAGAGCUAAGUGUAUAUAAGAUGUAUAUGAACAUGUUGUCUGUUACAUAAAUGAAAUUGGUUGGUUUGAGGAGCUGUAUUUUAAUUUAUCAGAAAUUUUCCAAUUAGAAAUAAAUAAAAUGUAAACCAAGUUACACCCUAAAAGUGUGAUUUGAAAAAUAUCAGAAAAACCACUAAUUGUAUUAUGUUGAAGAUAGCUCACAGAAAAAGUCAUAUUAAAUAACUAAAUAAAUUAAAAUAUCAGAAAAUAUGACAGAAAAUAAAAUGUCAAAAAUAUCGGACAAAACAUUUCAUAAUGCAUAAUAAAUAAUAAAGAAAUAAACAAAACAUUUCUGAAAGUAUAGUAUGUCUAAAUGUUUCUUUUUCUUUUUCGUACACCUCUUAAAAGUGUUAUUUUGUGUUAUAUUUCACACACUAAUGCUUGACACGACUUUGUCUUGGUAAUUGUCCAUCAGUAGCAAUACCAAGGUUCUUUGGAAGAAAUGUAUUUAAUUAUCAGAUUUUGGAAAUUGAGAAUCAAUUAUCUAAGAAGAUCAGAUUUCCGUUUCUAACAUGAACUGUUUUUACUUUAUCCCUAGUCUUAACAAACCCUAAAUGUAGAUACCAUUAAUCAAAAGGAGUUUUUGCAGCCCCAAUGCUCCCUAAAAAAGUACGUUAAUCUGUUCUUUUCUAUAUUCUCUGCUUACUGUUAUAAGGGUUGUGCUGUAGACCACAGCCUUGGCUUUUAUGGCUCUCAUGGAAACAUGAAGAAAACCACACCCAUGGCAUAAAGUCUGGUCAUAAAGAGUAAUAAUCAGGCUUAUCUAUUAUAGCUCCGCCCUUUAUACCCGCACCCUCCAAAACUCAAAUAUAUUCAAACAACCCAUUCCCAGUCUGUCACUUCUGAAGCCCAAAGCUGCACAAGAGGAGAGAUUUUUGCUCCGAGGAUCAGUUGGGAUUUUAGACAUUUUUACCUUUUUGAGCGCCCCCCACACCCGCAGACAUCAUGUGUACAGGAGCCUGUUCUAAGUUCAUCGCCAUCCCGCUCUACAUCCUGGCUGCAGUGUCCAUCAUCUGCAACAUCAUGCUCUUCUUCCCUGGCUUUGAAACGCAGUAUGCAGCCGCAGACCGGGAGGGGGAGGAGCGCAUCACGGAGGAGGUCAAAUACAUGGCAGGCCUCAUAGGAGGAGGAAUCCUGGUCCUCGUUCCUGCCAUCCACACUCACCUGACCAGCGCUAAGAACUGCUGUGCCAACCGCUGUGGGAUGUUCCUGUCCAUUGGUUUUGCAGCAGCUGGUGCGGUGGGGGCCAUUUACAGUCUGAGUGUGGCUGCCCUGGGCCUAUCUAAUGGGCCAACAUGCCGUUGGAGCAAUCUUCAAUACCCCAAUUCUCAAUGGGGGACACCCUUCGCCAGCAGUAACGGGAGCUACCUGGGUGAUAAAGCAAUGUGGGACUGGUGCAAAGAACCAGAGAAUGUGGUUGAAUUCAACGUGGGACUGUUCUCCACUCUGCUGGUGGCGGCCUGCUUCGAGCUCGCCCUCUGUCUCAUCCAGAUGGUCAACGGACUCUUUGGAUGUCUCUGUGGCACCUGCGGCGGCAAGGAAUAAGCUUACUGUGACACACCACGACACACCAUGAAGAACACACACCUCUUGAAGAAUAAAUGACAGGGAUAAUCAUCACAUUCAUCAACUCAAUUCAUCACCACUAUCAUAACCUACUGUAUCAUGGGGGGGGGUUGAGAUAGGAGUUGAAUGUCCAAAUCCUCAUUAUUCUUAUUACUAAUUCUUCAAAAGGAAUGACUGGGAUGAUCAAUAAAUAUUUCUUCUGUACCUAUUUUAUUAUUCUCAUAUUAUACUGAUUGUAGAUGGAAAAACUGAUGUGUGCUAUAUUUGUAUCUGUACAAUUGUACGUUUUAAAAUAUUUUGUAAUAAAGCUUUGAA
This is a messenger RNA of Gymnodraco acuticeps, 2536 nucleotides long. RefSeq lists its product as uncharacterized. The record is from RefSeq and is a predicted model, not a curated record. The coding region runs from base 1601 to 2200 and encodes 199 amino acids. Gene Ontology annotation, cellular component: membrane. The transcript has 5 exons. Lineage: Eukaryota; Metazoa; Chordata; Actinopteri; Perciformes; Bathydraconidae.